Messenger RNA from Suhomyces tanzawaensis NRRL Y-17324, 1665 nucleotides. It is a transcript of the gene TCP1, whose product is annotated as chaperonin-containing T-complex alpha subunit. Gene Ontology annotation, biological process: protein folding. Gene Ontology annotation, cellular component: chaperonin-containing T-complex. The transcript has a single exon. Gene Ontology annotation, molecular function: ATP hydrolysis activity; ATP binding; ATP-dependent protein folding chaperone. NCBI's taxonomy places the organism in Eukaryota, Fungi, Ascomycota, Pichiomycetes, Serinales, Debaryomycetaceae. The coding region runs from base 1 to 1665 and encodes 554 amino acids. The record is from RefSeq and is a predicted model, not a curated record.
AUGUAUUCAGCAGCACGUUCAGACACAUUGUUCCUUGGGGGAGAAAAGGUCAGUGGAGACGAUAUCAGGAAUCAAAAUGUGUUGGCCGCCCAAUCCGUUGCCAACGUGGUCAAGUCCUCCUUAGGCCCUGUUGGUUUGGACAAAAUGUUGGUGGAUGAUAUUGGAGAUGUCACAGUCACCAAUGACGGUGCCACCAUCUUGUCCCUCUUGGACGUCCAGCACCCAGCAGGAAAGAUUUUGGUCGAAUUGGCACAACAACAAGACCGUGAAGUCGGAGAUGGUACCACCUCGGUAGUGAUCAUUGCAGCAGAGUUAUUGAAGAGAGCCAACGAGUUGGUCAGAAACAAAAUACAUCCUACCACCAUCAUCACUGGUUACCGUUUAGCCUUGAGAGAAGCCAUCCGUUACGUUAAUGAAGUCUUGUCACAAUCCGUAGACAGCCUCGGCAAGGAAACUAUGAUCAACAUUGCAAAGACUUCCAUGUCUUCCAAAAUUAUCGGAUCCGAUUCAGAGUUUUUCAGUAAAAUGGUUGUUGAUGCCAUGUUGGCGGUCAAGACCACCAACGGAAAGGGUGAAGUCAAAUACCCAGUCAAGGCUGUCAAUGUUCUUAAGGCCCACGGUAAGUCCUCCACUGAGUCCAUGUUGGUUGACGGUUAUGCCUUAAACUGCACUGUUGCAUCUCAAGCUAUGGUCAAAUCUAUCAAAAACGCCAAAAUUGCAUGUCUUGAUAUCAAUUUACAAAAGGCUAGAAUGGCCAUGGGUGUUCAAAUAAAUAUUGACGAUCCAGAUCAAUUGGAAGAAAUUAGAAAAAGAGAAUAUGGUAUCAUUAUCGAAAGAAUCCGUAAGAUUUUGAACGCCGGUGCAAAUGUUAUUUUAACAACCAAGGGUAUCGAUGACUUGUGUUUGAAAGAAUUCGUUGAGGCUGGUGCCAUUGCCGUCAGACGUUGUAAGAAGGAAGAUUUAAGAAGAAUAGCAAGAGCUACUGGUGCCACUUUGGUUGGUAACUUGUCCAACUUGGAGGGAGAAGAGACAUUUGAGGCCUCCUACCUCGGUAGUGCCGAAGAAGUGGUCCAAACAAGAAUCAGUGACGACGAAUGUAUUUUGGUCAAGGGCACCAAGCAACACUCAUCUUCAUCCAUUAUAUUGAGAGGUCCAAACGAUUACUCCUUGGAUGAAAUGGAAAGAUCAUUACACGACUCUUUGUCGGUAGUCAAGAGAACCUUGGAAAGUGGAAAUGUUGUUCCAGGUGGAGGGGCAGUGGAAACUGCAUUAAACAUAUAUUUGGAAAACUUCGCAACAACUGUUGGAUCCAGAGAACAAUUGGCUAUUGCUGAAUUUGCCAAUGCUUUAUUAGUCAUUCCAAAGACUUUAGCGCUGAACGCAGCUAAAGACUCCUCUGACUUGGUCUCCAAACUAAGAACAUAUCAUGCUGCUUCUCAAUCAGCAUUGCCAAGUGACACCAAGAGAAAGAAGUACAAAUACUACGGGUUAGAUUUAAUUGAAGGUAAGAUUGUUAACGAAAGUAUUCAUGGUGUUUUGGAACCAACCAUAUCGAAGGUUAAGUCCUUGAAGUCAGCGUUGGAGGCUUGUAUUGCUAUCUUGAGAAUUGAUACCAUGAUCACUGUGGCUUCAGAGCCACCAAAGGAAGAUCCUCAUCAACAUUAG